AUGCAUGUUUCUGAUGAUUACCGGUUAGAGGAAAAUGGAAAAUUGAUCUCUAAAUUUUCUGUGGGAGCACCUAAUGUGAAAAUUUUUCUGCCAAGCAAUCAUGAAAUGCUCAAUGAGCUCACGGUUCACAUUGAUCCAAAAUUGUGUCGAGUUGAUCGCUCAGUUGUCAAGCUCGAAUAUCGCCCGUUUCAAGUGUUUCCCGGUGAAGAAACAAGCAGCUGGAGACCAAUUGGCGCGUUGGCGAAAAAACUGCAAAACACGAAAACGAGCGCGCUGUUUGGCUGCAAACAUUUCGCGGAUCCCGGUUAUUAUCGGGUUUCAGUGCAUCUCACUCUCCUUAAUUAUACCAUCCAAGAAGAUCGUUGGAUUGUCGUCAAUCGGACACAGCAGAACAUGUUGCGAUUACGCGACAAUAGCAUUUUUCCGCAUUGCACCUCCGAUUAUACAAUUGGAUGGAAUUUGGCGCAAUGCCCAAUGGAUCAUUUGAGUUAUCGGAUAAGGAUCUUGGCUGUCCCGGAGGGUGUUAAGAAUUAUGAAGAUGGCGCAAUUUAUAUUGAAGAGAUUGGAAUAUCGUUGAACGAGGAGAGCUUCAUGAAAAUCAGUUGUUCGCAAUUCGACAUCAUCUAUGAGAAAUAUUGUUUCGAGCUCGUCUCAGUCAACAAAAAUUCGUCAAUUUCGCACACUUGGCACUCGGUGUGCGUCAGUACGGAGCCAGUGGAAAGAAAAAUUGGCGGGUGGUCAUCGUGGAGUGAAUGGAGCGCGUGCUCGGAAACUUGCGGACAGGGGAGGCAACGAAGGGUUCGAUUCUGCAACGAGCCGGUUCCGAAACGAUCCAAAUAUUGCGAUGGGCCAUUGAUUGAAACGCAAGAAUGUGCACUUUCCAAAUGUCCAGAAGCUAUGAUGCCGCGUACGUUAGCUUCGAAUUGCUCUUGCGGGUGUCCUCUCGCAAUAGUAGCCAGCUCAUUUUUUGCAUCUUCAAGGCAUAGUCAACUCUGCGAUGGAAAUCAAACUUGGAGUUUAUCAAAAAUGGGAAUGAGCCAUGUUGCUGACUUCACAAUACUGAAACGAGGAAGUGAGCAAGGGAAAUUGUUCUUUUUCCUUAGGGCUCCUUACGAGGAGUUGGUUUGGUCAUCAGACUCGCAUCAGGAUUACCAAUUCUCACUUCCAAUGUCGUCUUCAAUUUUCAUUGUACUCUGGACGAGGACGAAUGUUAGCCACGCUGUGGGCUCGAUUGAAGAAGGCUUCACAGUUUCAUAUUCAAUCCGUGAAAUUGAUGCGUUUCCGACGGUCGCCCGAAUCAAUUCAUGCCAGCCAUUUUGCCCGGAAACCAUGGCAAUUGCGUUUAUGGCAAUCAUUUUUAUAUGCAUCAUAUUUGUUCCGCCCGUUGUGUGCGCUUCAAUUACUGCAAGUCUUCGAAGGAAUAGAAGCCCCGAACAGCUUUUAAUGGAUAAUAAAUUUGAUUCUGAAAUGGUGCGAAGUGGCAAUACUGAAACGACUCAUUUAAGCGCGAAGAAUUAUGUAGCCAAAAGGAGUAUUGGUAUUCAAUUAAGUGUUCAAAGCACUCCGAGGACUAUCCGAGCUCAUAAUCAAUCAGAAUCCCCACUACCACCUCGAGGGCAAUCAUCACUUAGCGAAUGUGAUGAGCUGGAGUAUGACUACUAUGAUGGUACAACAAUACCUGGGAGCAUGUUGGCUCCAGUGCCUGUCACCGAUGUCAUGUAUUCCCAAAUUGAUAUUGACCAGAUUAUUGGGCAAUCUGAGCUUUUCAUUAAUAGUGUGGAAAAAGCGGAUGUUCAUACACAAAUUUAA
Molecule: messenger RNA, 1809 nt
Organism: Caenorhabditis bovis
Lineage: Eukaryota; Metazoa; Nematoda; Chromadorea; Rhabditida; Rhabditidae
Source: the annotation of a GenBank genome assembly